AGAUUAAAUUGAAAGGCAAUCUUUCCAAGAAAAUUUGCAGCAAUUGCGAGACUACUCUGAGGGACAUAUCAGAAUUUAUAAAUUUAUCCAAACAAACUAAUAUUAUUCUCCUGCAGGAUUUGAUUAGAGAAAGGGAAGAUCUUCAUUUCACUCAGGAUGAAAUAACGAUAGUAGAUGAUGGUGUAACAGUAAAGAUUGAAGAAGAUUCUAGUGAAUUCAGCAAUCAACAAAAAAACUAUUUUAGCCUAGUUUGUCACAACAGUAAUGAAUUGAAAUCUUUGAAAGUAUGUGAAGAUGAAAAUGUGAAAUCUAGCAUCAAGAAAUAUACAUAUUUAUUUUCUCACGUUUGUCGAAUAUGUUUAACGCAGAAGAAUUUACAAGUUUUUCACGAAUUUCAAGAAUUGUUGAACCUGUUUCGGAAAAUAACCAACAUAGUGGUCACACCUGAAGAUGAUCUACCAAAGAAUAUCUGCUAUGAGUGUAUUCAGAAACUACAAACCAUUUCAUAUUUUAUUGAAUCAUCAAAAUCCAAUAACACAAAACUUCAACAACUUCUAUCAGGAUCAAAAGUUAUGGUUUCUAGAGACAAAGAACUGAAGGUAGUCAUUGAAAAAAUGAAAAUGGAUACAAAAACUAAUCAAGUCGAAGAAGAUACUAUUGUAACAUAUACUUGUGACAAACGUCCAAAAACAGAGUUCAAGAAUCAUUUAAAAUGUGGAGUUUGUGAAAAAGGUUCCUCUAUAUCUUCUUCGAAGAGCCUUCCUAAGUCUCAUUCUGGAAGCUCUUUAAUGUUAUGCCUGGUUUGUGAAAAAGCAUUUGAGACAAAAGAGGAAUAUUCAAACCACUGCCAAAUCCUUCCAGCGAAUGAGAACACAACUUUUGACAAAUCGAGUCUUACAGACAUCAAAAAGAAUAAUUUUUGUGCAAGAUAUUUGAACUGUAUUAGUGGUACGGAGACCAAUAAACAGUCCAAUUUUUGUGAAUAUGUUACAAAGGAAGUUCGAAAAAGGAGUAAAUUCAGAAGUGAUGAUAUGCGCAGUAGGCCAUAUCAGUGUAAAACCUGCGACAAGAGUUUUCUUAAGAAUAUACAUCUAACUGAACACAGUAAAACUCACGAAAGUCCUUCAUUUGAGUGCCAAAUAUGCUUCAAGAAGUUUCACUUUAAACAUAAUUUGGAGUCCCAUAUUAUAACCCAUUCAGAAGAAAGACCCUAUAUUUGCAAAUUAUGUUCGAAAUCCUUCAAACGCGGAUCUAGUUUCCAACGACACAUUAUAUUUCACAGAGGGGAGAAACCUUUUGAGUGCUAUACUUGCCAAAAAAAAUUUGCAGCAAAGAGUUACCUAGUUAUUCACUUGAGGGUGCAUAGCGGAGAGCGCCCUUACAAGUGUAAAAUUUGUUUACAAGCAUUCACUCAAGCAGGAGAUAUGAAGCGACACCUUGGGAAGCACACAACGAAUGAAGAUUUUCAGUGUUUUCUCUGUUUGAAAUAUUAUCCGACCAAGGAAAGUUUGUCUACUCAUAUGAAAACUCAUAUAACAGAUAAAGAAUUCAACUGCCUCACCUGUGAAAAAACUUUCAGGUGCCCAACUCUUCUGAAAAGGCAUGAAAAAAAUCACUCGUCAGAGAAACUUCACCUGUGUCACGUAUGUUCAAGAUCGUUUACCUUAAAAUCCCGUCUCGUCCGUCAUUUGAAAACUCACAAUACUAGAGAGAAAACGUUCAAGUGCGAUGUUUGCUUAAAAGGUUUCUUUGAGAACAGUGACCUGAGCAGACACAUGAAAACCCAUACAACUGAACGACCUUUCAAAUGCUCGAUCUGUUCAGCAGAUUUUUCUAUAAAAAAAUACUUGAUGAAGCACAUAAAAAGGACGCAUACAAAGCAAGAGAAACCCUACCAAUGUUCAAUUUGUUUUAAAAGAUAUCAUAUUCCGAGUGCUUUAAAGAACCAUCAGCUGGCAAUUCAUGAUAGGCAUAAACGGUUCGAUUGUCAAUAUUGCCCAAAAAAGUUCUUCCAUAAGAGCCAGAUGCUCAUCCAUGUUCGAGUGCAUACAGAAGACAAGCCACAUGUUUGCCCGCAAUGUCCUAAAAGGUUCACUUUCAAACAGUCACUAACAUAUCAUUUGAGAGUACACACUGGUGAAAAACCGUUCCAGUGUUUGGAAUGCAUGAGGUGCUUCAGUAGGAAGACUCAUUUAGUCAGCCACAUACGGACCCAUUCUGGAGAACAACCAUACCAAUGUAACAUAUGCUCCAGAAGAUUUGCUCAUAAGAACACUUUGAAAAAUCACUUGAAUGUUCACGUAGGAGUUAAACCCUAUGAGUGUUUUUUAUGCACGAAAAGAUUUUAUGAUAGCAGUACCAUGAAGACCCAUUUCAGAACCCAUACAGGCGAAAAACCUUUUGAGUGUUCCAUAUGUUCCAGAAGCUUUACACAUCGUAACUCUUUGAAAAAUCACUUGAAACGUCAUAAUGAUGAGAAACCUUAUAUGUGUGCCAAUUGUUCAAAUAGUUUCAAAACCAAGGGUGGACUUGCAGACCAUUUCGAAAGAAGGCAUAGAGAAAAACAGUUUUCUUGCGAUAUUUGCUCAAAAGUAUUUCCCAAAGAAGGGCAUUUGAAAAUGCACAAACGAAUGGCCAAGCACAGGAAGAUUUAAUGGUUGUGUAACUUAUUCUAGUGAUUUUUUAAUUGAAGAUGUCAAAUAUUUCAGCUGAAGAUUUUGACAAUACUGACUUCAGUUGUUUAUUAGAGAGUAAUUUUUUAAGUUAUUACAAAAAGUAGAAAAAACACUUCAUUUGGAACAAACUAUUUCAUUAUUUUUUUAAAUCUUUGGUAGCUCCCAUGUUGAAUUUUGGAGCACUUCCUCGUACCAUUUCACAGAAACUUUUUUUAGGAAUCAAUCAAAUUGUGUCAAGUUCAUCUGGGUCAGAUCUAUUUCACACCUAAAUAUUCUUGCAAAAUCGAAUGUAUUGCAUUCUGUGAUAUGCCAAGGGUAGCUUCUAUCUCAUGGUCUGUCUCAUCUUGUUAUGAGCCCUGCUGUUUCAUAGAAUUACAACCGAUUUUUGUCACACUUCAAGAGACACAUUACUGUCAGACGUAUAACCAAGAUAAAAUUCUGCAAACCGAUUUUGAAGUUUUUCCUUCAUUACUGAAAGGCCUCUUUAAAAAUUAUGAAAAAUCAUAUAACAAGAGAUUAUCAUUUUGUCUCACUUUUUUUGUCAACUAAUUAGUCACUUUCUGAACUGCCACCAAGCCUAGGAUAAUUAAAGGUGAACUUUACUAAUAUUUCGAAAUAAUAUUUCUUCAGUGCCCUCUUAUGGUCAUUUAUUAAAACAUCAUUUUACGUCAUUUUAGCGAAGGUAACAUUUUAAUAAGUCAAUGGUAGAACGGGAACUAUCCCUACAUACAAUAAGUGCAAAACCCCACUUGACGCAAAUUUCAACAGUCAAUUUGGUUGGUGAAACAAAGUUGCCUGAUUUAGAGUGUUAUUGAAUUAUUCGCUUGCUCUCUUUCUCUGUCUCUCCCUUUCUCCCUCCAUCCCUCCCUCGAUCUGCCUCUCCCUAUCUCCCCCUUUCUAUAUAUCUCUUGUCUCCCCCUUUCCACUUACACCACUUAUCCCUCUUUCUCCGACUCCCCCUCUACUUUUAUGGUCCUGCAGAUAUACAGGAAAAACUUAAAUUUUCAAAUUCUAUUUGCUCUCUAAAGUACAAAUGUGUUGAUAUCCCUAUCUCUAUUUGCAUUGAGGUUUUUUCGUAUUGUACAACCCCCAGAAGUUUAAGAAAGCUUGACAAAAAGUGAUGUUUGGGAGAAAUGGGUUGUUGUUAACUUCAACCUAAAAAUGGGUUCAUAUGGCGUAUAUAAAAUUCUUCAAAAAGUUAUUUGGAAAGGAUAAGAGAAACCAGCAAAAGUAUAAAGUAGAUGCCUACUUUUUGAACCUAACAACAUGUCAGAUUUCUAUUAUUGGUAUCAAUUUAUAAAUAUCCUUUCAGGAACUUUGUAUGACAAAUUAGAAGAGAUAUACCCAUAUACAAGAUGAGGUCAACACUUGAUCAUUUUUGUUAAAUACCAGUUCAUAUUUUUAUUACUGAUCGUCUGUAGUAUUCAUUGAUCGUGAUAGCCGAAAUGGGGGCGGGAUAUGAAAAUUCCAAUUUUUCUUCAACUCCUGUAGGUUGUGCAACGUGGCAAAAUCUAACUGUAAACUUCAGAGGGUUGUUUUACUCACAAAAUUUAAAUACUUGGUGCUUAUUUAAUUAAAUAAAAAUUUAUUAUUUCUUGAUAAUUAAAUAUGGAACAAAGAGACUGAAAAGUGUUGCUUCCAUUCGAGCGGUUAUCUGGGCAGUAGUAAAAACAAUUCAACCGAUGAUUAUCAAGUUACCAAAACUCCCAGUACUAUAGAAAGAAUUAAAUUUUGCGACAUCAAAGUUCAGUAUGGCUCAAGUUGGAUGAUAUUCUGCAUAAAAAUUGUAUCAACAUAUUCUGAUAUUCCAUUGGAUUAUCCUGUUGCAAAGUAAACAUCGUUUUCCGAUAUUCCGCUAGUGAAGAAGAUACAGCCAAUAAAUAAUAGAGGUUCGACAUUAAAGGUUAAAGUCAAUUUUUCCAUAAUAUUCAACAGUACUCUAAUUAGGCAACUUUGUCACAGUUCUAUCUGUUACUGCUUGCGAGUUCCUUACGCAGAGACUUGGAUUUGAAUAGUUCCUAAUAUUAUUCUUUAUAGAAUGUCAGUCAACUUGUUAACCAAAAUCCUGUGAUAGAAUCGAUUUUUGGAAUAUUUAUUAUUUGUUGUAAAUGCAUAUUUAAUUAGGAUCGGCCUUUAUGUUUAAAAUAUUGUUUAAAUGAUUUUCUUUGAACAGAAUCUAAAUAUUAUGUUUUGUUAACAAUAUUCACUGUUGUCUUAUUAGGAAAGAAUUCGAAAAAUAUAUAAUUUUGUUUUAUAUAAGAGAUUUAUAUCACAAUAAAUGUGUUGUCCAAUGACUUGAUAUGACUAUUUUAUUAAAGAUCAGUUAUAAUUUUCAUCUGAAUACAUAGCUGUGUUAAUUUCAUUGACAUAAAGAAAUGGUAACGUUUAUUGGUUUUUUGUCUACAUUAUUAAACAUUAGUUUGCCAAAAAGAAAACUAUUAAUUUGUUUUUGCAUGCUUUCGGUUAUUUUUGCUCAAUUAUUUUGUUUGUAAAAAACAUGAAAUAUAAUUUGAGAUUGUAUUGUUUAUUAAAAUAUUUCAUUUCUGUUAUAAAUGUACUGAAAACACUUUUCCCUUACCAGAAUGGAAUUGCUGUCUCUCGACAUGCGUUUCGCUAAAAAAGUUAGCAUCAUCAAGCAAUGAAUAACCAGGCUUUAUCCAAGCAGUCUCAUUUAAUUGCUGUGUCCUGACGCGCGUUUUGCGAGACACAGCAAUUUUGUUCUUGCAAAGGAAAAGUGUUUUUAAUAGUCAUUUCAAGCCAUGUUGACAUAUCCUUACCAUACAUUUUUUUCAAUAAAUAAUUUUUUUGAUUUAAAA
Leptinotarsa decemlineata (Colorado potato beetle) is the source of this 5491-nucleotide messenger RNA. RefSeq lists its product as uncharacterized. Gene Ontology annotation, cellular component: nucleus; nucleoplasm. The record is from RefSeq and is a predicted model, not a curated record. Lineage: Eukaryota; Metazoa; Arthropoda; Insecta; Coleoptera; Chrysomelidae. Gene Ontology annotation, biological process: negative regulation of transcription by RNA polymerase II; regulation of immune system process; regulation of cytokine production. Gene Ontology annotation, molecular function: DNA-binding transcription repressor activity, RNA polymerase II-specific; RNA polymerase II cis-regulatory region sequence-specific DNA binding; zinc ion binding.